Molecule: messenger RNA, 309 nt
Organism: Penicillium brevicompactum
Lineage: Eukaryota; Fungi; Ascomycota; Eurotiomycetes; Eurotiales; Aspergillaceae
Exons: 2
Coding region: 1-309 (102 amino acids)
Source: RefSeq, a predicted model, not a curated record
AUGUCUUCCAUCCUCGCAUCUCUCCAUGACCUCUUCACCUCACUUGUCGAACUCAUCUUCUCCGUCUUCCACAGCGCCUUCAAUACAGUCUCCGGUCUCCUGACCGGAGUUGUGGAAUUCCUCGUCGGGAGCGUGCAGAUGGUGCUGCACACCGCGGCAGAGACCUUGAAGGCCGUGGGGGGACUAGGCAACUUGAUUGCGAGCAACAUUGUUCUUAUCGCCCUUGUGGCUGGGGGGAUCUACGGCUAUUCCAAGUACCAAGGUCGGCGAGGUCGCCCUGUCACGGUUGGAAAUAAGAAACUCAACUAG